Messenger RNA from Eublepharis macularius, 2337 nucleotides. It is a transcript of the gene DNAI1, whose product is annotated as dynein axonemal intermediate chain 1. Gene Ontology annotation, biological process: outer dynein arm assembly; cilium movement. Gene Ontology annotation, cellular component: outer dynein arm. Bases 45 to 2159 code for a protein of 704 amino acids. The transcript has 20 exons. NCBI's taxonomy places the organism in Eukaryota, Metazoa, Chordata, Lepidosauria, Squamata, Eublepharidae. Gene Ontology annotation, molecular function: dynein light chain binding; dynein heavy chain binding. The record is from RefSeq and is a predicted model, not a curated record.
ACCGGCCGCCGGUAGCUGAGCCCGCUGUGAGGAGCGUCGCGGAGAUGCCGGGGAAAGAGCUCCACAAGCGCAAGCAGAGCAUAAUUGGACAAUUUCCGAGAGGUUCCAAAUCAAUUAUAAGGAGACGGGAUGACGAAGGUGGCAUUGAACUGGGAGAGGGAGCAGAUGAGUGGACUCAGGCGAAAACGUUAAUCAAGCCACCGGACCAACUGGACCUGACGGAUGCUGAACUGAAAGAGGAGAUCACGCGCAUCUUGACCGCCAACAACCCUCAUGCCCCUCAGAACAUUGUCAGAUACAGUUUUAAAGAGAGAGCCUACAAGCAAAUGAGCGUGGUGGAACAGCUGGCCGUUCAUUUCACUCUGUGCGGGAACCUGAUUUUCAGAGACUCGGACGAAGGUCGUCGGCAGAGCCUAAGGCAGAGCACAAUGUCUGCUGUGGUUCCUGUUACUACAUCCUUUGUGGUGGAGGAUCUUGAGGAGGACGUGGAACUGAAAGAAGACACAAGCCAAGCGACUCUUAUGCCCGCAGCUCCAGAAGAACAAGAGGAGCAGGAGCAGGAACCGGAACAGGAACAACCUCGUCCCCGGCUAAUACAAGAACGGAAACUCACCAACCAGUUCAACUUCAGCGAGAGAGCCUCCCAGACAUACAACAACCCUAUCCGGGACAGAGCAUGCCAGAUGGAGCCCCCACCUAGAGCUACCUUCUCUGCGAAUGCUAACCAGUGGGAAAUCUACGAUGACUACGUGGAGGAACUCCAGAAACUGGAAAAGUCAAAGGAGAAAGAAAAACAAAAGGCUCCAGUUUCCAAGAAACAAGACAAGACAAGGGGGAGGAAAUUGACUUCUCUGGAAUCUCAGAGCGACGACAUCACCAAGGUGGCAAAGGCUGCCAAGAUAGUGGAGCGGAUGGUCAACCAGAACACCUUUGACGACGUUGCCCAAGAUUUUAAGUAUUUUGAAGAUACUUCCGACGAUUACAGAGACAAUUUGGGGACUCUCCUUCCGCUCUGGAAGUUUCAGUAUGACAAAGCCAAGAGACUGGCCGUCACUGCCCUCUGCUGGAACCCCAAAUACAAGGAUUUGUUUAUCGUGGGACACGGCUCUUAUGAUUUUGUAAAGCAGAGCCGGGGAAUGCUCCUUCUGUACACCCUGAAAAAUCCCUCCUUCCCGGAGUACAUCUUCAACAGUGAGAGUGGCAUCAUGUGCGCCGACGUUCAUGUGGACCACCCCUACUUGAUCGUGGUCGGGUUCUAUGAUGGAAACGUGGCCAUCUACAACCUGAAGAAGCCCGCCAGCUCCCAGCCUGGCUACAAGAGCUCAGCUAAACAUGGCAAGCACACGGACCCAGUGUGGCAGGUCAAGUGGCAGAAAGACGACAUGGACAAUAACCUGAACUUCUUCUCAGUCUCUUCGGACGGGCGCAUUGUCUCCUGGACUCUGGUUAAGAAUGAGCUGGUUCAUACAGAUGUCAUCAAACUGCUGGUAGAAGGAACGACAGUAGAAGGGCCGGAGGGGCUGCAGCUGCAGACCAUCGGCUGUGGGACUUCAUUUGACUUUCAUAAGAAGAUCGAUUAUUUGUUUCUAGUGGGUACAGAGGAAGGCAAAAUCUACAAGUGUUCGAAGUCCUACUCGAGCCAGUUCCUGGACAUCUUUGAUGCCCACCACAUGGCGGUGGAUGCGGUCAACUGGAACCCUUUCCAUAGCAAGGUCUUCAUUUCCUGCAGCUCAGACUGGACAGUGAAGAUCUGGGACCACACCAUCAAAACUCCCAUGUUCAUCUACGACCUGAACUCGGCUGUUGGUGACGUCGCCUGGGCUCCUUAUUCUUCCACAGUCUUUGCUGCUGUAACCACUGAUGGGAAGGCCCACGUGUUUGAUCUGAGCGUCAACAAGUACGAGGCCAUUUGCAUCCAGGCUGUGGUGGCCAAGAAGAAGAACAAACUCACCCACAUCCAGUUCAACCCCAUCUACCCCAUCGUCAUCAUCGGAGAUGAACGUGGCCACGUGAUCUGUCUGAAGCUUUCGCCGAACCUCCGCAAGAUGCCCAAGGAGAAGAAAGGCCAGGAGGUGCAGAAAGGCCCAGAGGUGGAGAUUGCCAAGCUGGACAAACUGCUGAACCUGGUGAGAGAGCCUGCGGCCAAAACCAGCAAGUGAGCCCAGCCGCCCUUCCCUCCCUGCAGCCACGUGACCAGGACUCCGGGAACAAGAGCCCCUUUGUAAGGGCAGGCGCUUUGGGCGGUCGGUCAGCUGUGCUGAGGCCCAGGGAUUCCACAGCACCAAAAAGAUGUUUGGGUUUUUUGCAUCCAGAAAAAUAAAAAGCAGAGAGUUUACA